Messenger RNA from Chelonus insularis, 1502 nucleotides. Its product is annotated as F-box only protein 9. The record is from RefSeq and is a predicted model, not a curated record. The coding region runs from base 144 to 1445 and encodes 433 amino acids. NCBI's taxonomy places the organism in Eukaryota, Metazoa, Arthropoda, Insecta, Hymenoptera, Braconidae. Gene Ontology annotation, cellular component: SCF ubiquitin ligase complex; cytoplasm. The transcript is spliced from 6 exons. Gene Ontology annotation, molecular function: protein binding. Gene Ontology annotation, biological process: SCF-dependent proteasomal ubiquitin-dependent protein catabolic process.
GUAUUACCUAAAUAAUUAUUAAAGAUGGCGGCGGCUCAACUAGCAAUGUUGUGUUUUCAAUGUGUCGUACGCUAUUCUGACCGAGAAUUUGUGCGUUGAAACAAAGAAAAUAAACAAAACAAAGGAUUAUAACUCUGUCAAUAAUGAAUCAACUUGGGGGGAAUGAUGGAGAGAAUGGCGAUGAUUCAGAAGGAUCUUCUUCAUCUAAUGUUCAGGCUGAAGAUGUUUUAGCAAGUUUUCGUGAACAAUGGCAAAGAGAACUUGAAAUUUCACCUAAAAAAGAAGCACGAGGAUCUUCAUCAAAUAAACUAGUCAAUGUUAAAAAAAAUAAAGAAGACGUGACUAUAGAAAGCAAGGCUCGAGAUUUAUUUUUGAAAGGGGUAGAGUACGAACAGAAUGGCGAAUUAUAUGAUGCAAUAAGAUUUUAUAAACGUGCUGUCCAAUUAGUACCAGAUAUUGAAUUCAAGUUGUAUGAGUCAAUGAAACCAAAAGUAAGGGACAAAUAUGAAACUGCAGAUACGAUUGAAUUUGAAAAAAAAGUCAAUGAUGUUCGUGAAUGUACUGAAACCAUCAAUGAUAUCGAAGAGGAUGAUCUUAUUAAUAAAUUAUCUCGAAUUGUUAGUCGAAAUCAGUACGUUUGCUAUCCUCGUUUUGAACAAAUGACAACGCACAUCUCUGCAUUGCCUAUGGAAAUAAUUUUGUAUAUAUUACGAUGGGUCGUUUCAUCUGAACUAGAUCUUCGUUCUUUAGAAUUAUUUUCUCGAGUAUGUCGUGGAUUUUAUAUAUCAGCAAGAGAUCCAGAAAUAUGGAGACUUGCUUGUGUGAGAGUUUGGGGAGUGAAUUGUGGUCAUUAUGAGCCGAAAUAUCUAUCAUGGCGAGAUAUGUACUUGAAAAGACUUAGGUUACGAUAUAAUGGAUGCUACAUAAGUAAAAAUACAUACAUUCGAUAUGGAGAAAACAGUUUUCAAGAUCAGUUUUAUCGGCCUUGGCAUCUAGUAGAAUAUUUUAGAUAUCUAAGAUUUUUUCCGGAGGGCCGUGUUUUAAUGCUUACAUCAACAGAUGAUGCACAAAGCUGUGUUAAUGCCUUGAAAAAUCGCAAUCCUCGAAAUCUUUCUAUUUUGGUUGGUCAUUUUAGACUUCGCGAUAAUCGUGUAACUCUAGUGUUAAAAAAACAAGAAUCUAAGAGUAACUCAGUUACGUAUAAGAAAAAAAAGCGAGACCUGGUGCAUGAUAGUGGAGAACAAACUUACCAUCUGGAAUUCGAAAUUCAAACUCAUCACAGAAAAGCAAAUUUUCAAUUGAGUUGGAUUUGCUAUAAUAUUUUUACUCAGUACAAAAAUGGACAAGAAGGAAGUAUGUGCUUAAAUGUAUUAAAUAAGUAUCCGUGUUUUCGGUUCAGCAGAGUCAAAAGCUAUACUCAAGAAAGUGAAGCGCCUUUACAGUGAAUUUUUUGUUAAAAUUUUAAUGAAAAAUUAGAUAUUUAUUAAUUGCUUUUUACCCAA